GGGAUCACAAGUCGAGCCGAGGCCAGCUGACGGAAUGUAGCGAUUUUUAUACCAUGUAAUCUUGGGAUUUGCGUGUCGCACGUUCACAUCUUUGUUCAGGAGUCGCUGAAAAUCGAACGAGGACCGGGACGAACAGCGCCAUCCGCCCGACGCGUUCUCCUCUCGGCCCAGUGAAAAGGACGUCUAGGCGUUAAAUGCCGGCAACCGACGGGACCGAGGUGUCGAGUGUUUACAGAGCGGCCGCACGGAAGCUCGCCCCGCCGGCCAUUUCCUCAUCCGGACCCGAGCCUACGACGAAGGACGGCUGACCGCGGAAUCGAGUCGCGUCCACCCGCGCCCGGCCCACAGCCGACGACGACGUCAAUCCGGCCGACACUCGCACUUUUCGUAGUCGCCAUUUUGUAGUCGCCUGAAAUUAUUUUAUAUCGGCCGUUUAUUUAUUUCGAGACGCAUCCUCCUCAGGCCCGACGACGCGCCCUCUCCUCCGUCGCCGGUCCGACCGUCCACGACGGCGAUUCACACGGUCUUCUGGAAGUGAAAUGGUUUUGAAUGUCCUGUCGGUAAUCUCCUGGGUUUACUGCGCGUACAGGUACAACGCCGCACUCGGAUAUUACAUCGUACGUUGAAUGAUCGAGCGCCUGUCGUCCAAGGGCAGAAGAGAUGACGAUUUCAACCAGGGGCCAGACGGUCGAGCCUCCGGACGGCGAAAACAAUAUCGUCCCGGUUCAGCCUGCUGGCCUACAAGUGGAACCUCAAAGUACAACAGACAAUGAGGCGGUUACAGCGCACUCGUGCAACGACGCCAACUGUACCUGCCAGGAGCCGGAGUUUCCUAUAGAAAAACUAGCGAUCCUGGAUGCCAAGAUUUCGAGCACCCGGUGGGUCGUACCCGUGCUACCUGAGCAGGAGUUGGAAUGUCUCAUGCAGGCAGCGAUCAACCUUUGCCGGACGGGCGACGAUGUCAAAUCGGAAGCUUGCCAACAGUUCUUCCGCGAAGGUCUUACCAUCUCGUUUACCAAAAUACUCACAGAUGAGGCGGUCAAUUCGUGGAAAUACAACAUCCACCAGUUCAUCUACCAGAACUGUCUCAGGCUAGUCGAACUCUGUGUAGUAAAGCUCUCUGAUGAUUGGUUUCCACUGCUGGACUUGCUCGCAAUGGUUUUAAAUCCAAACAAUAGGUUUCAUACAUUUAAUGCGUCUAGAGCUAGUGAAACAGUACCUGCAGGUUCUAAGGUUCUUGAGGAGGAAAUUUACGCUAGACCCCCAGACGCCACAAGGUCUCCGAGAGGUUGGCUAGUCGACUUGAUCAAUAAGUUCGGUAGUUUAGGAGGUUUCCAGAAGCUUGUUGAUCGUUUUCAACCUGGAAAUACUGUCCCAGUGCCUGUAAUUCAUGCUUUGAUUCGACCUUUCGGCCCUUGUUAUGAAUUAUUAACUGUACAUACUAUAGAAAAAUAUCUUAUGCCAAUAGUAGAACGAGUGCCUCAUUUUUUAGAUAAUCUUACAGAUGAAGAGUUGAAGAAAGAAGCCAAAAAUGAAUCAAAAAAUGAUGCGAUAUCAUCAAUUAUUAAAUCAGCAAAAUGUCUAGUAUCUAGGGUUACCGGUCAAGAAGAAACAGUCAAACAAUUAGAAAUUUUUAGACUAAAAAUGAUCUUAAGGUUAUUACAAAUUUCAUCGUUCAAUGGUAAAAUGAAUGCAUUGAACGAAGUCAAUAAAGUUAUUGCAGGAGUUUCUUAUUAUCCCCAUCGGCAUACGACGACAAAUAUGGAUCCAGAAGGGGAAUGGUUGACUCCCGAAAGGAUGGCUAAAUGGAUCAAGGAAAAUGGUGUACUUCAAAUAGUACUCCGAGAUUCAUUGCAUCAACCGCAAUACGUUGAGAAACUCGAAAAGAUACUUCGAUUUGUCAUCAAGGAGCGUUGCCUGUCUUUGGAAGACCUGGACAGCCUUUGGGCGGCGCAACAGGGCAAACACGAAGCGAUUGUGAAGAAUGUGCACGACCUCUUGGCAAGGCUCGCCUGGGAUUUUUCGCCCGAACAGCUCGACCAUUUAUUCGAGUGUUUCCAGUCGAGCUGGACGUCCGCAAACAAGAAACAGCGAGAGAAGCUGCUCGAGCUGAUAAGGCGGCUCGCCGAGGAUGACAAGGACGGUGUCAUGGCACACAAAGUGCUCACCCUCUUCUGGAAUCUAGCCCAUUCUGAUGAUGUUGUGACUGAAAUUAUGGAUCAGGCGCUUAGUGCUCAUGUUAAAAUAUUAGAUUAUAGUUGUUCACAAGAAAGAGAUGCUCAAAAAACUGAGUGGUUACACAGAUGUGUGAAGGAGUUGAAAAACAGCAAAAACUGGGUGUUACCAGCUCUAAAACAAAUUAGGGAAAUAGCUUGCCUAUAUGAAUUGCCACCGAAUGCUAAACAAUUGAGUCAUCACGUUUGUUAUAGACAAGAAGUCAUAAACAGGUUGCAGACGGAUCACGAGUUAGUAGUUCUGGUUACAAACAAUUUGACAAAUUACAUGGAAAAAGUUAGGCAGAUAGUUAAAGAAGAUCCGAAUUUAGAUCCAAACGAAUAUUACCCCGAUAAGAGGUACAACCACUUAGCACAAGUUCAAGAAAGACUUAAUUUUCUGCGGUUCCUUCUGAAGGAUGGACAGUUGUGGCUUUGCGCUGACCAGGCAAAACAGAUUUGGCAGUGUUUAGCAGAAGGGGCUGUCUUCACCUCAGAUCGAGAAGCAUGUUUUAAGUGGUUCUCCAAACUGAUGGGCGAGGAACCAGAUUUGGACCCAUCGGUGAACAAGGACUUCUUUCAGAACAACGUCCUCCAGCUGGAUCCUUCGCUUCUGACUGAAAGCGGAAUGAAGUGCUUCGAAAGAUUUUUCAAAGCUGUGAAUUCAAAGGAAGGAAAAUUGAAAAUGAAGAAACGAACCUUUUUAAUGGAUGAUGUUGACCUGAUCGGCAAUGAAUACAUUUGGAGAGUAGUAACUUCAAGUGGUGAUGACAUGGCUGCUAGGGCGAUUCAGCUGUUGAAAGAAGUCACGACAAACCUCGGCCCACGGUUGCAAGCAUCCAGCAUUCAAUUCCACCAGACUUACAUCAGUGAAUGCUUAGACAGGCUGCGUGCUCAUUAUGAUACUGUUGUCGUCCUCCGCACGGGAACUGCUGAUGUGCCUAGGAUCCACUUAGAGUGUGUGAAAAUGUGCCGUGUGCUUAAAGUGCUUAAAGAGUAUAUAAGCGAAUACGAUGGGGAGUUCAGUGGUGAAAGGAAAUGCUUACCUUUAUACAGAGCCUAUAGAGGCAAACAAGUCUCUUUGACAGUAAGGUUUUCACAACCUGGGAGGAUGAUGGAUGAUGUAGAACUUCAGACACAUGCCAAUGAGACUGUCGGCAUCGCCCGUCGUUACAUCCUGAAGCGUAGCAAAGCUGGGGCGACACAACACGUCAAACUGGACUUGUAUUUCAACGGUGAACUUUUAGACCCAAGCGAUGAUAGACGCCUUUUAGGAGAAUUGUCAUUUUCUGAAAAGAUAUUAUUGACUGGAAAGUGGUCGCAAGCUAAUGCCAACGUAGGUAGCUCACCAGAUUCUUCAUCUGAUAGUAGUACUAGCUCUCCACAACAUCCUUAUGAUGGCCCGAAUAUUGAAGCUGAAAACAGCCUUCCUGGUGUGCUCCUUUCACAGCAGCCUCAUACGACUGCAAGUCUGCUCAAAGUCUGUGAUCUGGCAUCGUCGCUUGGCAACACUGCUCUCGCUCAGGUGGCCUAUUCCGUUCUGAACCUGUGCCCGCCUGACAACCACACACUCAACAAAUUGCAGGAGCUGUUUUCAGAUAAUGAAAACAAGCCUAACGACCAGAAUGAGGUAGUGACGAUGGAGUCCAUUUUGUACAACUCUCCUUCCCCACAAGUACUGUACAAUUUGGAGGUACUAUACGCUUUGCUCAUGCCUGCUGUGGAUCCUUUGUCAGAAAAGAUGCCUGUGUUCGAAAUGCAGUUUAAUUUCUUCAAAAGCCCCCAUUCCUGUGCUUUGUUAGAAGUUUUGACUAAAAAUGAUUUCAUGCCUUCAGCUGAUAUUACUGGAAAACGGCACACAUACUUGACCCUGUUGAAAAUAUGCAAAUUGAUGCUACUCGUCAUUGGGCACAUAGCAUACUUGGCAGCUGAAAAUCAAGCUCAACAGAGCGGUAACAACUGUCCUGUAAAUAACAACGUAGCUGUACUGAACAAAGCACUGUGCAAUAUUCCUAGUCCUACAGGGGAGUGCGUACUAAGAAACGUAUCGCUGAAAAUUGCUCAAGCUUAUAUCGAAAAAUUUGGACCUGAUAAUAAAUGGGUCUCAUGGGCACCUUCCCAGAAGAUGAUAUACACGUUAAUGCAGCUUGCAAGAGCGUCAGCAUGUGCCGAUAUCACACUUAUGUCCGCAGAACCAACAGUAAUGCAUAGUAUCAUUUCAAAAGCCUCACCACACACUUUUGAUAUAUUAGUUUGUAAGGAAGCUCUUGAGGUAUUGACAAUCGUUUUGGUUAUAAGCUCAUCAACGUUGGAGUCGUUAAUGGAGGAUGUUAACUGGCAGUCUUUCAUGAUUGAUUUAGUCCUUCUUAGCAGCAAUAGGAACAUAAGGAUAGUAGCAGCGGAACAAUUUGUACUUAUGGUUACAUUUGGUCUUUCAAACAAACCUUUGCAAUUUUGUAUUAUGCUUCUGUUCAGCGUACUUCACACGACAGUUCUUGAGCAUGCCAAAAAUUCGCACGAGUACUUUCAGUUACUCUGUCGGCUUUUAAAUCUGGCGUACAUGUACAACUGCCCGAUACCCAAUGUCGAAGGUCUACUGAACGACGAGAUCAAGUGGCUGAAGCAGACUAAGGAGCACGUCAAAGAGACGGGACACACUGGGGUUGAAGAGGCCGUCCUCGAUGGGCAUUUGGGAAUUGCGAAAGAACUUUUUGCUUUUGUAUCUCCCGAAAAGAAGUUUCUUUUCGGCUCAGAUGAAAACACUAAUUGCAACUUGAUCCAGGAACUAGUUGAAGACUUCAUUUUCCCAGCUUCGAAGAUGAUGCUGCACUUGAAAAAGACAGGAGAACUGAUACAAGAUCAGGCCGUGCCAGUGUGCAACACGCCUAUUACACUGAGCUCUGCCUUCGAGCUCCUUGUCGCCUUAUGUGAUAACUGUGUGCCGAACAUGAAAGUCCUUGUAACAAUGCUCACCGAUAUGUUUUACAGUGAUAGCGAUGAUGGACUUCAAGAAUGGGACUACCUUCCUCCGAUCGGACCAAGACCUAUUUCUGGGUUUGUUGGCCUAAAGAACGCUGGUGCCACUUGUUAUAUGAAUUCGGUCCUUCAACAGCUCUACAUGGUCUCAAGCAUUCGUCAGGGGCUUUUGGCCGCCGAAGGGGCAACAUUUGACAUAGAAGAUUUUUAUAAUAACUACACUGAGAGCAUAAUCAACAUCAGCAGUGAACACGAAGAGAAAGCGUCAUUGGAAGAGUCUCGAAAAGAGUACAAUAUUGGAAUAUUAAAACAGGUCCAGGCGAUAUUUGGUCACUUAGCAUAUAGCAAACUUCAAUACUACAUCCCCAAAGGCUUAUGGAAACAUUUUAAAUUACAAGGCGAACCGGUUAAUCUAAGAGAACAGCAAGACGCUGUUGAAUUUUUUAUGAGUUUAGUAGAAAGCAUAGAUGAUGCCCUUAAAGCUUUGGGACAGGAACAGAUAAUGAGUAAAAUUUUAGGUGGAUCAUAUUCAGACCAAAAAAUUUGCAAAGGUUGUCCUCAUAGGUACUCAAAAGAAGAGCCCUUUAGUGUUAUUAGUGUCGAUAUAAGGAAUCAGUCUACUCUUCAAGAUUCUUUAGAACAGUACGUCAAAGGAGAAUUAUUGGAAGGGGCGGAUGCCUAUCACUGUGAUAAAUGCAACAAAAAGGUUGUCACUGUCAAAAGGUUAUGUGUUAAAAAACUUCCUCCCAUUCUGACAAUCCAGUUGAAAAGAUUCGAAUAUGAUUAUGAACGUGUAUGUGCCAUAAAAUUUAACGAUUACUUUGAAUUUCCGAGAGUAUUGGAUAUGGAACCGUACACCGUUUCUGGACUUGCAAAAAUCGAGGGUGAAGUCGACUGUGAUUACAAUGAAUGCCCCAAAGAUGUAAGUACAAAAUACCACCUCAGCGGUAUCGUGGUGCACAGCGGGCAAGCCAGUGGUGGCCACUACUAUUCGUAUAUACUCCACAAGCUGAAGGACGGUACGUCCAAGUGGUACAAAUUCGACGACGGUGAAGUGACAGAGUGCAAAAUGGAGGACGACGAAGAGAUGAAAUCUCAGUGUUUUGGCGGUGAAUACAUGGGAGAAGUGUUUGAUCACAUGCUCAAGCGGAUGACGUACAGGAGGCAAAAACGAUGGUGGAACGCUUAUAUGUUGUAUUAUACUAGGCAGGAUGGUGAUGAGGAAACUCUAGUCAAAUCUAUUAAUCAACUCUCUCUCUGUGAUAGUAAACAUGGCUUAAUGAAAAUGCCUGUAGCAAUAGAACGAAGUGUACGCCGCCAAAAUAUAAGUUUUAUGCAUACCCGAAAUCAGUUUAGCGCUGAGUACUUUCAAUUUAUGAGAAGACUAGCAACUUGUACAUUGCCUAAUGCAGCUCGACAACACACAGUAGAUAAACCAAAUGAACUUCAGACGCCUGAAGCCGAGGAGCUGUCACUUCUUAGCAUUCAGAUUGUAAGCAGGUUCCUCUUCCACACCGGGUUUCACACGAAGAAGUGCCUGAGGGGCCAGGCCUCCGACUGGUACGACGCUCUCUACCACCAUUUAAAAUCUUACGCUUCCGUCAGGUCUUGGUUCACGCAUAACAUUCUGUUCAAACAUCCUAACCGGUUUUGCGAAUACCUAUUGAGUUGCCCGAGCACAGAAGUCAGGACCGUUUUCAUGAGAAUAAUUGUUUUUUUAGCCCAUUUUUCGCUGCACGAUGGGCCCUGUCUGCCGCCUAUGGUCAACUCCCCAAUGAUCCUGUACAACCAGAAAGCGACGAUCAGUGACCACCUGUUAGCAGCGAUUUUGUCCUUGCUACACAAAGAGGUUUCAGAACAUGGCCGACACCUACUUCAUUACUUCACACUUUUCCAUAUGUAUGCGUCCUUGGGGAUGCACGAGAAAAAUCAGCUCCUUCAGUUAAACGUACCUGCAACAUUUAUGCUGGUGGCCUUGGACGAAGGGCCAGGACCAGCAAUUAGAUACCAAUAUCCUGAAUUGACUAAAUUACAUUGUGUCGUCUCACAGCUUAUCAGAUGCUGUGAUGUAACUUCUAAACAAAAAUCAUGCGUACAGGGAGAGCCACCGCUUCCUAAUCCCUACGGCGAAGAGGAGUGUCUUAGAGAUAUUCAGCCUCAAGUUGAAGAAAUUCUGUACGGUAGGACAAGCUAUGUUAAAAAAAUUAUCGAGGAUUGCCAGGCCACAGAAGAGGGGGCGAAGAUGCUUCAAUACUGUUGCUGGGAGAAUGCUCACUUUUCACGGGUCGUACUGAGUGAGUUGCUGUGGCAGAUAGCGUUUGCGUAUUGCCACGAGUUAAGACAUCACAUCGAUUUGCUUCUGGCCGUCGUCAAAAUGGAAGACUCGUGGCAGAUGCACAGGCUCCAUAAUGCGCUCAACGGGAUCCCUGACGAGCGCGAGGGGCUUUUUGACACAAUCCAAAGAUCAAAGAACCAUUAUCAAAAAAGAGCAUAUCAAUGUAUAAAAUGUUUAGUUACGUUGUUCUCCGAAUGUCGGCCAGCAUUGAACCUCCUUCACUCAAACUCAGAAAUGAAACAAAAAUGGGCACUUGCGAUUGAGUGGCUUCAGGAUGAACUUGAAAGGAGGCCCUAUGGGACAAACAAUCCAUACAGUUUUAAUAGUUGGUCACCUCCUGCCCAAUCAAAUGAAUCAGCAAACGGUUUCUAUUUAGAAAGAUCGAACAGUGCUCGAAAAACUCUAUCAAGGGCUUGUGAACUAUGCCCUGAUGAUGAUCCUGAAUUAGAUGAACCUUGUGAUGAUAAUGAACCAUGUCAGUCUGAAGAACCGAUGGUGGUCGAAUCCCUUGAAUUCAAUCAGGCAAGAAGCAUUCAUUCAAUUAUGCCGCAACAAAGGUCUUUUGCUGAGUGUUUGCCAUCUACGACAGUAGCCACAACUACAACAGCAUCAACAACAGUUGUAGUCAGUACGAUCAACACCACAACGACUUCUUGGAUUAAACUAAUUGAAGACCCUUUCCAAUCAUAAAUCAACAAAUAAGGUUAACUUAUGCUUCAGAAUAUUGACUGGGGAGAUAUCGACUGUUAGAUUGAGCAUGACACGACGUCGAUUCCAGUGCGAUAACCGGACCACCAACCACCACCACCAGUCUCUCAGGACCUGUGACGUUUUCGGUGCUUGUAUAAAAUUUGUAUCACAGGUUGUCUUUAUUAGACACUAAAAUGCCA
Messenger RNA from Cimex lectularius (bed bug), 8414 nucleotides. RefSeq names its product probable ubiquitin carboxyl-terminal hydrolase FAF-X (gene faf). The record is from RefSeq and is a predicted model, not a curated record. Lineage: Eukaryota; Metazoa; Arthropoda; Insecta; Hemiptera; Cimicidae. Gene Ontology annotation, molecular function: cysteine-type deubiquitinase activity; cysteine-type endopeptidase activity. Gene Ontology annotation, cellular component: nucleus; cytosol. Gene Ontology annotation, biological process: protein deubiquitination; cell migration. The transcript has 41 exons. Bases 661 to 8214 code for a protein of 2517 amino acids.